Lachancea meyersii CBS 8951 is the source of this 735-nucleotide messenger RNA. NCBI's taxonomy places the organism in Eukaryota, Fungi, Ascomycota, Saccharomycetes, Saccharomycetales, Saccharomycetaceae. The record is from the annotation of a GenBank genome assembly.
AUGGCUGACGAUACGAAGACAAAGGAAGCCUCCACUUGUGACCUGCGACUUCCACGAGAUAUUUUCCAAAAUAGGUUUUAUUAUCAGGUCUUAUACCACAAGUUUCUUCUCAUAGCGAUACUCUCCUAUUCUGGAGGAUGGUUGAUGGCUAGAUUCAGUGGAACGGCUUUUGACGUUAUGCUGAUUAUUACGAUUGCGGGCUGUUUGGUUCCACUAGCUGUUAUUUCAAUUUUAGUUCAAGUUGUUCUGGACUUGUGGUAUGUUUUCGUUGUAGGCAUUGCCGUAGCCUAUGUGAAGCGCGAGGUACUAAGGUACUACUUCAUAAGGAAAUUUGGUUGGGAUGCCACAGUCGUUCGUUCAUUUAUGCUUCUAAUAAGUGAAAUGGAUUCUGGACAAGACUUGGCAAAAUGGGACAUCAUUGCGGCAAAAAUGAACUCAAUUUUAAACACUCAAAGCUGGUGGGCCACACCUUACUACUUCUACGACGGCCAAAGUUGCCACUCUUUGUUCAGUGCUAACUUUUAUGGGCCACAUGUCAACAACGCAAAGUAUUUCCCUCCCGAGACCAGGUCGUUUAUAGACAGUGCGGUAAAAGUCUACAUGCAGGCGCUCAACAAGCAGCAGCCUGGGGUUUUUGAAGAAAGCUCUACAGAGAAGGCCGAAGUUGAGAGUGAUAAGUCAUUUGAAGUGGUCACACCGCCUGAGAUCCGAGUUAGUACACCCGUAGAAACAUAG